ACCGUCUGACAAGCUGAACUAUAAUGAUUUAUAUCAUAAGAAAAUGAUGAAGUACAUACUAAUGAUUAAUAAAUCGCACUUGAAGACCUUAAAUGAACUAUCUUGCUCAUUAAAAACAACUUUAAAAAAUGCUCAAUUUUUCGAUUUUGCCAAAUCUUAAAAAUCGCCAAGGUCAAGUUAAUACGUCAUCACGCCCCCAAGACGUUGCCAUUCACAAACCUCUUGCUCUCAUGCAACGAAUGCAAUCAACGCGAUGGCGGAGGGAAAUUCAGAUAGUGAAUUAAGUUUAAAUUUAGACUGGUCUUCGUCGUCGUUCGAAGAGGAUGUAAAUGAAAACGAAGAGGAUAACGUUGGUACAAACGCUUAUUUAUUUGAACCAGAAUAUAGAGAAGAAGCAGCUACAAAUACAGACGAAGACAUUGGCGUAGGCAUUCGUAGGCUUUUGAAUACCGAGUGGUGUUUGUGCACAAGGUGUGGCAUAAUGCCUACAAUGAAAGAGUCAAAAUGCUGCAUGGAAUAUAAACAGAUGCAAGACAAGAUGGUCCGUGCUGGUAUGCAAGGUGGAUGUAUAACAUCUCAUCCUGGAUUUGAACAUGUUUGUUUAAAUGAAUGGGUGUUACAGCUUACCUACUUAUCGUAUCGGCAGCAGUAUGGGGUGCGAGACGUGUUACCACAUUCAAGAGAAGAGCAAUACAGACACAUUGCAUACAGAAAUCUGGUCCGCUUCUGCUAUGGCUAUUUAGGCAGACUCAAUAGAGUUACUCUACCAGCCUGUGCUGUGCUUAAGAUACGCAAGGCAUUUCCAAACCCAGAAGAAGAGGGUUACACAGGAUUCAAAUUAGGAAAGUUAGAAGAAAUAUAAUUAUAAAUUUUAUAGUGUAAAUUUCCACUGAUGAAUAUAACCGAGCAGCGGGUAAAUAAACUUAAUUUCUUACUACUUGGUAUUCAAAGCAUAUGACGGUCUGCGCAAUGUCUUCGUCCGUAUUUGUAGCUGCUCCUGCUUCUCUAAAUUCAUUUUGAGGAUCAUCUUCAAAUGGUAU
This is a messenger RNA of Anneissia japonica, 1040 nucleotides long. RefSeq names its product P2X purinoceptor 7-like. The record is from RefSeq and is a predicted model, not a curated record. The coding region runs from base 254 to 862 and encodes 202 amino acids. The transcript is spliced from 3 exons. NCBI's taxonomy places the organism in Eukaryota, Metazoa, Echinodermata, Crinoidea, Comatulida, Comatulidae.